Messenger RNA from Mobula hypostoma (lesser devil ray), 3479 nucleotides. It is a transcript of the gene fam72a, whose product is annotated as family with sequence similarity 72 member A. The transcript has 5 exons. The record is from RefSeq and is a predicted model, not a curated record. Gene Ontology annotation, cellular component: cytosol. Bases 190 to 627 code for a protein of 145 amino acids. NCBI's taxonomy places the organism in Eukaryota, Metazoa, Chordata, Chondrichthyes, Myliobatiformes, Myliobatidae.
UACGGCCACCGCAGACUGGGAGACCGGAGGGUACGGGCAGAGGAUGCAAACAGAGAAACCGAGGGGACCAGCUUGAACGGACCCCAGGGUGCAGACCUGAAGAGACCCCAGGGUGCAGUCAAAGGGAUCGAGCUUGCAGUCUCGGAUACGGAGGAGCAGUAGGUCUAAUAAUUAUCGAUCGAGACGGAGAUGUCAACACUGCCUUUUAAAAACAAGCUUGUUACGUUGCUGUGUUGCAAGUUCUGUGACAAUAUAUUGUGCGCUCGGGGCAUGAGGGCAGUCCUGCUCUCUGACACAGACGUAGAACUGUACUCGACUGAUAUUCCCCCCACAAGGGCCGUGGACUUUGUUGGAAAUUGCUACUCCACAGAAAGCUGCAAGUGUAAAAUAAAGGAUAUUGCAUGUUUAAAAUGUGGCAAUGCUGUUGGCUACCAUGUGGUUGUCCCAUGCAAAUCCUGUUUGCUUUCCUGUAACAAUGGGCAUUUCUGGAUGUUUCACAGCCAGGUGAUCUACGCUGUUAAUAGACUGGAUUCCUCUGGUGUUGAUUUUCUUCUCUGGGGCAACUUGCCAGAUACAGAGGAUGAAGAGAAUGAAUCCGAUCUAUUUGAAGAGGAAUGUAUCAGAUAAUGGAAUGGAGUAAUCAAGAUAACAGUAUUUCAAUUUUGUUGCUUUGCCAAUUUUUUGUUUAAAGUACUUUGACGUUAUUUCAAAGGUCACAAGUGCUUUGAAUUAACCGUAAUGGUUAACUGCAGUUUAUGUAGCAGAGCAAGCUUGUUUGAAAUUCUUUUAUCCAGGGAAGGAUGUGAAUGUACAUACCCUGAUGAACAGCAAGUGUGUACCAAUCUUAUGAGGUAUGCAGUAGCCAGGUUUGGACCUUUGCAAGUUUCCAAAUAUUUGUUAGGAAUGUUGGCACAGAGUUAUGCUUUUGAUUGAAGGUUAGCUUUGGGUGGACCCAUCAUUGGACAGGCUUUGCACAGAAAAUAUAAGAUUUCACAGAAACAUGAACAGCCAGUGAAGAAGUUGUUACGCCCUUCACGGUUGCUGGAAUUGGAAACUACUCUGCUGGUUCUCCAGUUUACAUCCUUCAAUUAUAUUUUUUCACUCUAAUGUGAUGGCUUUUUUUGCACUCUAAAGUAAAGUUUGAGAUGGAGAAUUUAUUUUGGCAGGGAUAAUAAAGAGGAAUUAGUUUAUUUUGAGAGCAAUUUAUUCAGGGAAACUUAACCAGAUUCAAGAUGGAAUUGGGCAUAUUUGUUGUCAUUACCUCAAGAGUGACCACUGUGUAGAAAGGACCCCAUUUUGAAUAAUAACCCUGCUAUACUUCCACAAUGUUGGAAUGCUAAUCAAAUUUUCAAUUAAAUAAACAAAUGCGUGCGUGGGAUGAUGGAUUUAUGGCUAAAUGAUAUAUCUGGACAAAUUGAAAUGAAGUGUGAGUUUGUCCAUCCUCAUUCAUGAUGAUGGCCAUUUUCAGGUGCUUGUACUGAUCUUCUGGUUUUUAAAGCCAAUUUAGGCAUUAAGUCCAUUAACUUGAAAUAUAUAUUAUUGUAAAUACUGUAAAUACUCAACAGGCAGGGCAAUAUCUUUGGGGAGAGGGAAAUGGUUAAUGUUUCCUUUGAUUGGAUGUCCAGUAAUCUAUUUUAUAAAAAAAUGCUAACUAACCGUGAAUGGACAAUAGGGACACCAUUUAUGCACUGAAGAUACAAUAGAAAACUAUUUUCUAUUUACCAAAGAUGGGCAUCUGUCUUGAGUUUUCAGACAGUUACUAGAUCAUUUUUGCAGCAGUUACUGGUAUUUUAACUGUACUGGGAUGACGCUGACAAAGUUGAAUGAAGGAAGACUCAGUUACACAUGCUGUAUUAAAUCCUAUUAUUUUUCCAAAUGAUGGACAAAGUCUAUUGUGCACAUCACACAGAUACAAAUAUUAAGAUUAUAUGAUACUAUUUACUAUUUUUGUAUAUUAAUCUGUAAUGUAACUAGCCACAUAUGGCUCACACUCAAUGUAUCAUGAAGUAUUAAUGACAACAAUGCUAAUGAAUCUCCGAACUACAAAGAGUAACUGAAACAUUUUCUGAAAGUCAUUUUUCUUUAUUUGCAUAAAAGAAAAGGUUGUCUGCUUGGCGUUUGUCCUUUAUUUACAUGGCUUAUGGUGAAAUCUCCACUCAGCACUCUGUCUCCAGACUCAGAAGAAAAUAUGAUCCGUUGUCUAAGAUAUGGGUACCUGGUCCUUGUGGAGUUGUCCUUCACUAAGGGCUAAAUAUUUCAUUUGCUGCACUAUUGAAUGAUAUUUGUAUGUAAAAUCCGAUAUACUUAUGCUAUGAGUAUGGGAAAGGAAUUAUUGAUUUGUUUGAAACUGUAAAAGUUACAACAAUUUGUACAAAUAUCUAUCAGUUAUUUUAUAUUUACAGUCUAUCUGAAUAGUUUUGUCAAAUUAAUGUUCUUUAAUUCUUGCUUUGCUUCAUAAUUUACCACAAGCAAUGUGUUCGAGUUCUCACAAUCCUUGGGUUUUGCAAUAAUAAGUUGAUUUGGCUAACUUCAGCUCUUAGGAGGAUGACUAUGUGUGUCUAAACUACUUCUGUCCUUCCAAUCACAAGUAGGUCAGAGGAGCAAAACUUGGGACAACUUGUUGAAUGUUCACAAAGGCCGAAGUGCCUUUUAGCCUAAAUUACUUUUGGAAAAUCUGGUAUAAAUUAAAAGCGGAAUGAUUUUUUAAUUGAUAACCAUUCAAUAGGCCAAUUUUUGAUUCCCUGAUUUGUAGCUCAUUUGUAGAUAUGUUCUUAAUGUCCAUUGCAAAAAUGUUGGGAUGGAAUAUCGAUUAUGACCCUGCUCCUGUUUGCUAGUUUGCAAGUAUGUGCAUGUAAAUUGUGUACAAGUGCACUGAGGUCCCAUUUAUCCCUGCUGCAUAUCCUCCCAGUUCUUGUAGUAAAAAACCUGUCUGGACAUGCUCAUAAAUUAUGACAGCAUGAUUUACUGUGGAUGUGGAACAAAACCGAGUUUAUUUGAUGCCUCCACAAGAAAGACAGGGAAAAAAUGGUACACACAGAAACUCCUCAAUGCAGAAAUCAGUACCUGCCGAGUAUUUAAUUCCUCGCUUCUACAGAGGAAAUAUUAUAGUGUUAUCAUUUUCUCACAAGGGAUCCAGAUCUGAAAGGGAUCGUAAUGCACAGAUGAAUUACUUACAGUAGCAUCCUCUGUUUUCUUUUAUUGGCUUUUUUUAAAUAUAUGUUAUUCUUGGCUUGGAUUUUUGUAUUGUCUUAGAGUAAAGGCAAAAGCAAGUUCAGUAUAUCAUGACUCUGAAAAGUGAAUGAAUUGGAAGUGAACCUUGUGUAAUAUAGUGUAAAUGUGUGGAAGAGUUUGGUGCUGUGAUAUUUAUUCCUGUUGUGAAUAUGUAUGUGGUUUUAUUUUCUAGUUAGUUUGUGCAUUCAAAACCAAUAUCCUGGGAAAGACUGGCAUAUUGCAAUAGAUUUUCUGGUCAAUCAAUAAAA